AUUGUCUUGCCUUCGCCAUAAUGCCAGGAAGACAUCGCGCCUAUACUACCGAGCACCCGGCGAAGGGUUUCAAGUGGUUCCCAUGGAAGCGGGAAAAGAAAGUGGUGGUCGAGCCUGUGCAGGUGUGGUCAGAUUGGGUGUCAAGUGAAGAUGGAACCUACUUCUAUCGAGCCAGGAAGUUGGCUGACGGCACUUGGGGAGAUUAUGAAUACACAGAGGGUUACUACAUGGGAAAUUAUGCGGGGGAAUAUGCCGGAGGGUAUGCCGGAGGAUAUGCGGAUGGGUAUAUGGGAGGCAUAGAGAUACCCCAGGAGAAGGAAUACCACCCGGCAGUUGCGGUCAGCCCUUGGAAACUCCCCGAAGAGCCCGUUGCGAUCAUGCCAGAGAGCUCCGAGGUCAUGGAGGAUCCAGAACCCAGGUACGCGGAGAUCGCAGAGUCAGAGCCCAUUGGAGAGUUUUCGGUCGCAGAUGAGGAGGAACAACAUCAAGGCACUACCACCAACGCCACCUCAGUCUCGGGUGAUGAUGCUUUUGACAGCCCGUCAGAAGACGACGGCUACCGUGAAAGCGAGCCCUUACCGACCGUGCAAGAAGCGGAGCCCAUGGUGUUCACUCACGAACCAGAACCCUUUCGAGCCUUGUCCCCGGUGCCAACAUUGCGACGAGAGUACAAACCGAGGCGAAGGCAUACAACCGGGGCCGACACCAGCGUCCCAGCUUCGUACCACCGUCCGCGAGUUCCCCAUCGGCAUACAUUCAACGAAGGCCAAAAAGAAGGCCACAAAGACAGUCACAGCCAGGAUCAUCACCACCACAGACGCACCAAAAGUCACGACUCGAACCACAAACAGCCGCUCCUAUUCUCCAUCUUCUAUGCAGUAACCAAAACCCAUGCCGGUCCCCAAAUCCGCCGCAUGCCCUCCGCUUCACCCCAUCGAUCCUCCACACGCGGCAAAUCAACAACACGCACCUCCACCCGCCCCUCAACCGCCACAUCCUCCUCCUCUUCCCGCGCCCCCUCAGCUUCAGUAAGCAAGCAUCAAGACAAUACCAGUACCAGAGUUGCCGUCCCUAAAACAUCUACCCAGAAACCAACGACAAAGAAACCACCAGUCACUACCAGGUCAACAAAGCCCAAGAAACCACCAGUGCCCACAGCAAGCGAGACCACUGUCGUCGUGCCCCUCGACACGGGCGUGCCGUCUGUGAUUGCGCCGCCGGGGAAAGCAACGAUCACCAAGACGAAGAAGUUUAAUUCCAAGAUUAAGAGCGAGAAGGAGAUGAAGGUGGAUAGUAAGAAGAUGAUUAAGGGGUGGUUGGCGGGGAUGGAGCCAGGAGCGGAAGACAAGAAGAUGAAGGGUAAGGGUAUUGGGAAGGAAAGAGGGAGGAGGAUGACGAAGUGAUGAAUGAGGUUAUGAAAGGAUAGGUUCUUGGGGGGGAUGACCUUGGUUGAUGAAUAAUGGCUGAUGAAUUUACAAGGACUACGAGGAUUUACGAGAUAAUGAUAAUAGAGGUCGGACGGAAAGAGGGGGUUA
This is a messenger RNA of Neurospora tetrasperma FGSC 2508, 1535 nucleotides long. RefSeq lists its product as uncharacterized. The record is from RefSeq and is a predicted model, not a curated record. Bases 21 to 1403 code for a protein of 460 amino acids. The transcript has 2 exons. NCBI's taxonomy places the organism in Eukaryota, Fungi, Ascomycota, Sordariomycetes, Sordariales, Sordariaceae.